This is a messenger RNA of Penicillium arizonense, 225 nucleotides long. RefSeq lists its product as uncharacterized. Gene Ontology annotation, biological process: negative regulation of ATP-dependent activity. Gene Ontology annotation, cellular component: mitochondrion. The coding region runs from base 1 to 225 and encodes 74 amino acids. Lineage: Eukaryota; Fungi; Ascomycota; Eurotiomycetes; Eurotiales; Aspergillaceae. Gene Ontology annotation, molecular function: ATPase inhibitor activity. The transcript is spliced from 4 exons. The record is from RefSeq and is a predicted model, not a curated record.
AUGGGUGCAGGCGAUCUAGGUGCUCCUAAGCCGCGAGGCUUUAUGGCAGAAAAGGAUGCAUUUGCGCGACGUGAGGCUGCGCAUGAACUUAUGUAUAUUCGGGAACAGGAGAUGGAGAAGGUUAAGCGUCUUCGGCAGAAGCUUAAGGAACAGCGUCAGCAUAUGGAUGAACUCGAUAAACAUCUUGAGGAGUUUGCUAAGAGCCAGGGCGGCGAACAGAACUAA